AUUCUAAAUUAAAAACGUUAACAUGUAACGUGACGUUUUUACCGUUUAAUUUUUUUUAACAAAAGGCUACACCUGCAGUAAAUGACGGAGUUAAUAUUGUAUUUCCGGAAUGUGACGUAGACAUCUCUGAUUGGCCGAGGCUCUGAUUAGUUUACUUAGUGUGGCCGCGUUACCACCUCCGCCUCUUACUCGACCAAACUUUUGAGGGCGAAGUUAGAUUUCUGCAGAUAUCACGUUAAUAAAAAUCCGCGGCGGCAAUUCAACAGUUCAAGACGGGAACUCCAAACUAACAUGGCAGUCAGACUGUGCGAUGUGGCUUCUCUGCUUAGAAGUGGUUCGUGGGCACCUGAGCCUUGGACUGGGGUAAUUGCUGCCAUGGAAACACAGCUGUCUAAUGGGCCAACUUGCAACAACACAAGCAACGGCCCUUCAACAAUGUCAAACAAUUGCUCCUCACCUGUUGAGUCAGGAAGCAUGGAGGACAGUAAAACUAACUUGAUAGUCAACUAUCUGCCUCAGAACAUGACUCAAGAGGAGUUGAAGAGUUUGUUUGGGAGCAUCGGAGAGAUUGAGUCCUGUAAGCUAGUCCGAGACAAAAUAACAGGCCAGAGUCUAGGCUAUGGAUUUGUGAAUUAUGUGGAUCCAAAGGAUGCAGAAAAAGCCAUCAAUACUUUAAAUGGCUUGAGACUUCAGACCAAAACCAUUAAGGUCUCCUAUGCUCGUCCCAGUUCAGCCUCCAUCAGAGAUGCUAAUUUGUACGUCAGUGGCCUGCCAAAGACCAUGACUCAGAAAGAACUGGAGCAGCUCUUCUCUCAAUAUGGACGCAUCAUUACCUCACGCAUUCUGGUGGACCAAGUGACUGGUGUUUCCAGAGGGGUGGGGUUCAUACGUUUUGACCGGCGUGUCGAAGCUGAGGAGGCCAUAAAGGGCCUGAACUGUCAGAAGCCGCCAGGUGCCACCGAACCGAUAACGGUCAAGUUUGCGAAUAACCCAAGCCAGAAGACCAGCCAGGCUCUGCUGUCACAGCUGUAUCAGUCACCCAAUCGAAGGUACCCAGGACCCCUCGCACAGCAGGCACAGCGCUUCAGGUUGGACAACUUGCUGAACAUGGCAUAUGGAGUAAAAAGCAGGUUUUCACCCAUGGCCAUAGAUGGAGUGACCAGCCUAGCCGGCAUCAAUAUCCCGGGUCACGCAGGCACCGGCUGGUGUAUCUUCGUCUAUAACCUGGCUCCAGAUGCCGAUGAGAGCAUCCUUUGGCAGAUGUUUGGUCCAUUUGGCGCUGUCACAAAUGUGAAAGUCAUUCGGGACUUCAACACAAACAAGUGCAAAGGAUUUGGUUUUGUCACCAUGACUAACUACGACGAAGCGGCGGUGGCCAUCGCCAGCUUGAACGGAUAUCGCCUGGGGGACAGGGUACUGCAGGUGUCGUUCAAAACCAACAAAACACAUAAAGCCUAAUCACCCACUGAGAUUGUUUCCAGAAAACUCAUCACAAAUAUGAGGAAAAAAGAAAAUGGAAGCGUGUCAAGUGUUACUUUCUACAUUAGUAAAACACAGCUUUGUAAAUCAGUGUUAGAAACAAAAAACAAUAUUCCGCGUAUCUUUUUUUUUUCCUCUUCCUUUUUGUUUGCUAGGCUUCGAAUCUUCUGAAUAUACUUUAAAAGAGGAAAAAAAGCAGGUCUGCCUGUGAUGUUGACUUCUUGCUGUCUUUACUGAUGGACCUUCUAAAAACAUUACUAUAGGUUUGGUCAUUUUGUUGCACACCUGCUUUGAAACAGUUGGGUCUUGUGAAGUUACGUGUCGUGACUUUUCUUUGUGUUUUUCUGUGUUCUAAUUUGCCUUUUGGCCUUCCGUGGUUUGCCGGUACUUACUUUGAUCGAUUUUGCAUUUACUUAAUUUUCUCUGUUCGUAGUUAUAUCAGUUGGUUAUCGGUUGGCUGCAUAAUGUUGCUUAUUGUAAAACAUAAUGGAUAAAAGACAAAAAAAAAAUUCUUAAAGCAGUACCUUGCCAAAGAGCUAAGAACCUCUUUGAUGUGGGUUUAAAAAGCAUCUAUUUUUAUAAAAAGAAAAAUUUGGAGAAAACUUUUUACUGGACCUGGAACAAAAUAUUUUGACUUGGAUACUUUGAGAAAUAUCUUCAUAUGACACCUUGUGAGCUUUUGAACUUUACAAGAAAGUUUGCAGUGGUUGAAAUUUCUGGAGAGAUUUAUGAUGUAAAAGAUACAUUUUGAGAUCUUUGUAUAAUCUUUAGAUUCUAGAAUCAAUGGCAGUGCUGGUUUCAUCUGUAAAAUCAUCCAUGCCCCUCUCCCCGGCCCGUCCCCCCGACCCCAUUCGUCCCUGUCCCUGUAGUUAACACUGGCAAUUCACUUACCAAUUUGAUUUGGGAAACGUACAGAAACAUAAGGGUUUAUUCGCCAAAAUGUGCAUGCAGAUGUAAAAAAUAAAAAUAAAAAAAAAAGCGCAGUCAUCGUCAAGAGUUAAAAGGGGGGGUGAUAGUCAGUUCUUCUUAAAGGAUUCCCUUCAAAUGGAGCACAUGGUGUUUUGUGGUGUACCUUCAAGGUAUCAUUAGAUGGAUUUUGUCUUAAUAUUGACCAUGAGGGUUUUUACAUACUUUGUAUGAAAGAAUGAUGACAAGCCCGUGGUUGGCAGAAAGCUUAAGAUUAAAAAAAAAAAAAAGUGUGGUGAAGAGAACCAAAAUUUACUCGCGAGCUUUGAGCUAUGUAAAUAUGUUUUGGUUUUUUUUAUGUUUGAUAUUUAACAGAAUUCUUUAGGUUCUAGUUUGGACUUUCAUUGGAAAGUGUGAUAUGACUAUAACUUUUGUUUGAUUACUGUAUGUAUAAGGGUUUUUUGGGGCAUAUAUAACUAAGUUUACCUUUUGUGUUGAAAUUUUUGGGUUGUCUUCUGGACUAGCAUUACAGUGCAUCAAAUUUGUUGGUUGUUUGGUCUGUAGAUUAUAGUCUUGCUUCGUUAAAAAAAAGGUAUUUAAAAAAAUUAUAGACAUUUGGGUUUGUUCUGUUAUUUUAUAUACAACAUAAUAGAUAUAUAUUUAUGUGGUAAAGAAUGGAUAAAAACCACAAUUUUGAAGGAUUUUUUUUUCUCUUCUUUUGGUUUCCUUUUUUUUUUCAUGCUCAUAUAUAUAUAUAUAUAUAUAUAAACGUAAUGCAUAUAACCUGUCUUUACAAUUGUUCAAAAAAGGUGUAAAUUGCUUUAAACACUUUUGGGGGAAGAUCAGUGAAGCAGUUGCAUUAUCAGUAGUAGUGGUGACAGGCGUUUGUGGGAACAUGAAGACUCCUGAACAAACCGUUAGGCCGGUGGGGCCUUUGAUGCACUGAAUACCUGCACCUGCAUCCUGCUUGAUAUUUAAACCGAUUACUCGUCAUGCUUCCCCUCAAAUGAGCAGUGUGCUAUGGAUUAUAUGAUUAUCUUCGCAACUGCUUUCUCUUGUUUAUCUAUUCCUCCUUUGUGUUCUUUGUAAAAGAUAACUUUAAGUCUAGAUGAGUUGUGGUACUUGCUGCUUUGGGUUGGAUUCACGUUUUUCAUGUCUGACCUGUCAUCCUCAAAGUCGAUCGCAAAGCCUUUAAAAUUUCCUGCGCUCGCGAUGAUCUGGUCUUAAAAAGAAAAAUUGGUAUUGAUGGCCGGACAAGAAAAACCCUUCCAACCUUCUCAUUUCCUAUUAUAAGAAUGAUUAUUUAUUCAAAGUUGUAUAGUCUUGACUUGGUUCACAGCGAUUUUUUUUUUUUUUUGGAAUAGGAUAACUUUUGAGUAUUUAAAAGGAUGUACAUGUUAUUCACUUUGUGUUUGGAUAUUUUUUUUUUCCCAUGUUCAGUACAUCAAUAAAUUAGUUGAAGGGCAA
Molecule: messenger RNA, 3852 nt
Organism: Cynoglossus semilaevis (tongue sole)
Lineage: Eukaryota; Metazoa; Chordata; Actinopteri; Pleuronectiformes; Cynoglossidae
Gene: elavl2
Product: ELAV like neuron-specific RNA binding protein 2
Exons: 8
Coding region: 292-1458 (388 amino acids)
Cellular component (GO): ribonucleoprotein complex
Molecular function (GO): RNA binding
Source: RefSeq, a predicted model, not a curated record